GCAUGUUCGUAUCUAACGAGACUUCGCGAGACCAUAUAGCCUUGAAAACGAAAAUAGAAACACCGGUAUUCCCAGCGUAAAACUGUGGUAUUUGACGGUUUGAAAUAAGUUAUCAGAACUAAUUAAAAAUGGAUUGUUCUUUUACUUCUCUAUGAACAUACCCAUGGAUGAAUGUAACAGAAGAAAAGGAUAACAUGUGAAUUAUGCAUUAGAUAUGGGGUCACAAUACGACGAUUUCGGGUCAUUGCUCAGUGGAGGGUUUUCUACAGGUGACCCUUUGAGUACCAUGUUUGGCGGAAUACCUGAUAUAGGUAUGGGAAGCCAACAAGGCACAAGCGGAAGUGGUUUAGAGCUUGCCCCCCUUUACAGUAGUCAAAGGCAUAAUACAGGAGGAAGAGACACACAAUAUCCUUAUGGAGAAAAUAACUUUUUUGGUGAUUAUGAAGAAGAGCAGGAGACCUAUUCUAACGUUGAUGCAAGUGGCUUCCAUGUAGGUGUUAGAAUGUCACGCACCCAUCAAACACCGUUCGGGCCUGCCAGAUCAAAUGUUGGAAUGCAAAUGAGUGUUGGCCAGAAUGGUGUCACUAUGAGUAGUACUCGAAGAAGUUCCUUUGGAUUUGGUGGGGGUGGCAUGCUUAUGCUUAGUUUUGGUGGCAGACCGAAUCAUCAGUGCCUUGGUCAUAGACGGUCAGAUCCUAUGGGUAGUUUCUUGUCUCCAUUUGGUGGUUUGUUUUCACCUUUUACUGGUUUGUUUCCACCAAUGGGUAAUGACCCGUCGCUUUUUGGUGUAGGAAGGCAAACAGGAACAAGUUCAGUUUACCAAGAGGAAAAUGUAAGGUCGGAUGGUCCAAUUAUUGAAGAAAUAAUUGAUGAAGAUGAAAGUACCAGUUUACAAAAUGAGUAUGCUGUCAAUAUGGAAGGUAAAGAAGAAGAAAUAGACGCCUCGUUAGGAUUAGGUCUGCUACCGGACAUGGAUUCUUCAAACGAUCGCUACCAAAGUCAAAGUGUUCAAAAUGGAGGGGAAUUUCGGAAUAACGGAAUAUUGAAUGAGUUUGCAUUUUCAGAAGACACUCAAAAUACAAGAAAAGGCGGAAAUAUCAUCGGUGGAAAGGACAAAGAAAGAAAAAAUCGACGAAACAAAAAUAAGAACGGAAGAAAAAGACCUCAAGUACGAGAUACUCGAGAAGAGGAUAUGAUCAUUUCAGAGCCAGCAACAAUUGUUAAUACCGAUUACGAAUUAAGAGAUCAACCAUCACAUACUUGUUAUGGUUCAGAGAACACAAAUCAUGACAUAGAAUACUUGCACUCUGAAAAUGUCAUUGAUGAUAAUAAAUCAAGAUCAAGACAAAAGUUUUCAAAACAAGAAUUCAGAAACAUCCCGCUCCCAUUAAAUGAUGACUUUAACAGCUUGCCAUUUCUAAGGUCCCCUGUUAUUGAAGAAAGAUGUCACGAAAACAGUCGUUUGGAGAGUUUAAUCAAUGAUAGUCCUGUCAAUACGCAAAGUAGAAAAAAGGUAAACAAAAAUUCAUGUGUAAGAGUGCGGCGUGAUUCCUCUGAAAGUACUGCUUCAAUGCAGGGUAAAGAAAUAAAUGAUGAAUCAUCUGAAUCGUGUGAUAUAACAACUGACGUGCUAAAUAUACAGUCGUUUCCCACCAAACAUGCUAGUGAUAGUAAUAGUGUAGCCACACACAGAGAAACAACAGAGAUGGUUUCAAGGAAAGACUCUUUAUUGGAAAACUCAAAUGAUGACUUAACACAAAAACCCACCGUUUCUGUUUGUGGAUCCCCGCAAAGCCCUGAGGAAAGUUCAAACAUUUCGGAGAAAUUACGUCACGAUGACGACGAACAUGUGUUUCCUUUUUCAUUUAAGGAGGUAAUGGCCGAAAAAAAUGAUGGAAUUAUUUUUGAUACAAAAGUAAGUUUGACAGAAUGUCGCAAAAGUGAUGAACAAAAAGUUUUCAAAAGAGAGGCGAAAUGA
Ruditapes philippinarum (Manila clam) is the source of this 1978-nucleotide messenger RNA. RefSeq lists its product as uncharacterized. The record is from RefSeq and is a predicted model, not a curated record. Bases 215 to 1978 code for a protein of 587 amino acids. The transcript is spliced from 3 exons. Lineage: Eukaryota; Metazoa; Mollusca; Bivalvia; Venerida; Veneridae.